This is a messenger RNA of Drosophila sulfurigaster albostrigata, 1648 nucleotides long. RefSeq names its product surfeit locus protein 4 homolog (gene Surf4). Bases 207 to 1019 code for a protein of 270 amino acids. The record is from RefSeq and is a predicted model, not a curated record. Gene Ontology annotation, cellular component: endoplasmic reticulum-Golgi intermediate compartment; endoplasmic reticulum; membrane. NCBI's taxonomy places the organism in Eukaryota, Metazoa, Arthropoda, Insecta, Diptera, Drosophilidae. Gene Ontology annotation, biological process: Golgi organization. The transcript has 4 exons.
CGCUUCGAUAUCGUCGUCUGCCGCCCGUGUUGUGUGUGUGUUUUAAUUUCCUGGUUUAUUCAUGAUUUUUUGUUAAUUUUCAUUUACUGCAAGCACAAAGGUGACGACAAAACGCGUUGUAGGCGUCUUUUCUUUGCUAACGGUCGGUGUCGAACGGUCUGAACACAGUAGCAGCAGCAACAGCAGCAGCAGAAACUGCCAACAUCAUGAGCAUACCCAACGAAUACAUUGCAAAAACCGAAGAUGUGGCUGAACAGGUGAUCAAGCGUGGCAAAAAUGUGCUGCCAACUGUGGCGCGGCUGUGUCUCAUUGCCACCUUCUUCGAGGAUGGUCUGCGUAUGUAUUUCCAGUGGAACGAACAGCGCGAAUACAUGGACAUGAGCUGGGGCUGUGGCAAGUUUCUGGCCACCGUCUUUGUGCUGACCAAUCUGUUUGGACAACUGGGCGGCUGUGGCAUGGUGAUGGCUCGAUUCAAGGUUGACAUUGCUGUUGGUCUGCUCUUCUUCAUCGUUGUGCUACAGACAAUUGCGUACUCGAUCCUGUGGGAUUUCCAGUUCUUGCUACGUAACUUUGCAUUGAUCGGUGCCCUGCUCCUGGUGCUUGCUGAGGCGAGAAUCGAGGGACGCAGUUUAUUUGCUGGUGUGCCAUCUCUGGGUGACAAUAAGCCCAAGAACUUCAUGCAGUUGGCUGGCCGCAUUUUGUUGGCUUUCAUGUUCAUUACACUGAUUCGCUUCGAAUUGAGCGUAUGGAAUGUGAUUCAGGACAUUAUUGGAUCCACAUUGAUGGUACUUGUUGUGCUUGGCUAUAAGACAAAGUUGUCGGCGCUAAUUCUGGUCGCGUUGCUCACCAUACUCAACUUGUACCACAAUGCUUGGUGGACUAUUCCCUCAUACAAACCGCUCAGAGAUUUCUUGAAAUACGACUUUUUCCAGACACUAUCCGUCAUUGGUGGACUGCUCAUGAUUGUUUCCUUGGGACCCGGUGGUGUUUCAAUGGAUGAACACAAGAAGAAGUGGUAGAAGUGGCACCUAUAGAAAUCGCUAUCAAUACAAAAGCAUCGAUCGCGAUUAAUUUUUACUGAAAAGAAAAUAUUUAGUUAGAAUUACCAUAAAAUGGAACAACAGGAUGCAACAAACAGCACAGAACAGCUCAGCACAACACGACACACAUCAAAUACUUGACUUAUUGAUAAAUGAAAUGAAAGGGACUUCCGCAAUAUCCAGGCUUAUCCAUUAUGAUUAUGGCCCCACCAAACAACACACAAAACAUUCGCGCACGUUCAACGACAUACUUCGUAUAUACUAAACAUAAAUAUAAGAGACAACAUUUCGUUUUGUACAUAAAACACAUGGCGAUUUAUGCCCCUAAUGAGAGACAUUAACUGAUUUUUGAUAUGCUUAAUCUGUCCUUCCGCACAUACAUAAUUUUAUCAAUUUUAUUUUUUUAAUUUAAUUUGUUUUCGCUAUCCUCUAUGAGUUUAUUACAAAUUGUGUUUGCGAUUGUUGUUUGAUAGAAGUUCGGUGUAUAAAAUAUGAUGAAUUGUACCAAUUGACGAUAAUUUGUUUCUUUCGUUUAUAAGCAAAAGUGUAAUAGCAUUAAAUUGUAACGUUUUAAUAAAGAAAAAAACAAGUAAAAAGCGAUAAAAAAA